Messenger RNA from Aphidius gifuensis, 2738 nucleotides. RefSeq names its product chondroitin sulfate glucuronyltransferase (gene Chpf). Bases 246 to 2549 code for a protein of 767 amino acids. Lineage: Eukaryota; Metazoa; Arthropoda; Insecta; Hymenoptera; Braconidae. Gene Ontology annotation, molecular function: glucuronosyl-N-acetylgalactosaminyl-proteoglycan 4-beta-N-acetylgalactosaminyltransferase activity. The record is from RefSeq and is a predicted model, not a curated record. Gene Ontology annotation, cellular component: Golgi cisterna membrane. The transcript is spliced from 2 exons.
GGUAUUUUGACUGACACUAGUUGACGCCUCCCCCCCCCCUCCACUUUACAGAUGUUUAUUUUAAUUAAAUUAUAAACAAAUUGAAAUUACAAUUAAUUUUAAAUAAUUAUCCAUUUUUUUUCAACAACCUUAUAAAUUAAAUGUAAAAUAAAUAAAUUAUUAAAAAAAUAAAAUGUGGCUUUAAUGAUAAAUUUAAAUAAAUAAAUCUGUGAUUUAAUUAAUUUUCAAGUUAUUAUACACAUAUAAUGCUAUGCAAAAUGUCAAUGAAUAUCUAUAGAAGCAACACGUACAUGAUAAUUGGUAUAUGUUUAGGAUUAAGCCUAAGUUUUUUAUUCUCACCAGAAGAUAUUAUUCAUCAAUAUCAUCAACAACAAAUCGAUAAUCAAUAUCAACAAAAUGUACAAUCAGAAAAAUCAACUCUAUAUGCAACUGGAUCAAUUUCAAAUUCACCAGAUGAAUAUAUUCCACAUCUUAAUGUUGAGGAAAAACCACGUAGAGCACAAAAAUUUCCAAAAACAAUAGUAAGACCUAGAUAUUAUUCAACAGAGCUUGGUAUUCGUGAUAAAUUAUUUGUUGGUAUUUUAACAAGUAAAGAACGUUUAUAUAGUUAUGGUGUUGCUUAUAAUAAAACAGUAUCACAUCUUGUUGAUAAAGUUAGAUAUUUUAUAACAAUACCUGAAGGUGGUAAACCAAAUGUCAGUCUUCCUGGUAUUGUUGGUUUUACUGAUACAAGAAUUAUUCUUAAACCAUUUCAUGUUAUUAAAUAUAUAACUGAUAAUUAUCUUGAAGAAUAUGAUUAUUAUUUUAUAACAAAAGAUAUUAAUUAUAUAAAUGCUCGUGGACUUGUUGAUUUAGUUAAUAAAAUUUCAAUAAGUCGAGAUGUACAUAUGGGAAAUUUGAUUGAUAAUUCAAAUGAAUUUUGUUCUCUUGAUGGUGGAAUAUUACUUAGUAAUGAAAUUGUUAAAAAAAUGAAAACAAGUUUAGAUUGGUGUGUUAAAAAUACAUUUUCAACUUAUGAUGAUAUUAAUUUUGGAAGAUGUAUUUAUCAUGCAACAAAAAUACCAUGUUCUUCAUCAAUUGACAGUACAACAUUUAGAUCAAUUCACAUUUCGACCAAUGAUAAUUAUAUUGAUCAUUUGAGAGAUAUUAAAAGCUCAAAUGAUUUUAUAUCUUUAUAUCCAAUUGAUAAUUAUAAUAAUAUUUAUAAAAUUCAUGCACAUUUUGCAUUGAAAAAAAUUCAAAUGUCUGAUAAACAUAUUGAUAUGAUAAAUAAUGAAAUUUUAAUUAGUACAAAUGAUUCAACAUGGCCAAUUGGUAAUCAACAAGAAAAUAAAGCACCAGGAAGAUUUGAUAUUCUUCAAUGGAAUUAUUUUAAUACGAGUCAUAUAUUUAUGUCAAGUGAUUUACAAAAUGUACGUUAUUUAAUUGGUAGUUUAAAAAUUGAAAUUGAACAAGCAAUUGAAACAGCAAAAUAUAAAAUUCAUGAUAAAUAUAAUAAUAAAUAUGAAUUUGUUAAAUUAGAAAAUGGCUGGAGAAAAUCUGAUGCAUCAAGAGGACUUGAUUAUAUUUUAGAUAUAAUAUUUUUUGAUAAGAUAAAAAGUAAAAAUAUAUUAAAAAGAAUUCAUGUUUGUAAAUUAUUGGGUAAAGCUGAAAUAUUAUCAAUACCAUAUGUCACUGAAAAUACAAGAAUUAAUAUUAUUUUACCAAUUAAAAUUAAUAAAAUUGAAGAAUCAUUAAUGUUUAUAGAUAAUUAUUCAAAUGUGUGUAUGAAAAAUAAAGACAAAACAUCACUAAUGUUGGUUUUAUUGUACAAUUUCGAUUCACCAUCAAAAGGAGCAACUGAUAUUUUCUACAAAAUAAAACAAAUGGCAUUAAGUUUAACUGAAAAGUACAAACGUAAUCAAUCAAAAAUAACAUGGCUUUCUAUAAGGCUACCAACAAAUUCAACAUUGCUUGAAGCUGAUACUGUGCCACAAGUUAUUAUUGGAGAUUUAAUAACAAAAAAAUAUUCACCAGAAAGUCUUAUAUUAUUUAUCGAAACAAAUGUUUUAUUGGAACCAGAAUAUUUAAAUAGAGUUCGUAUGAAUACAAUAAGUCAAUGGCAAAUAUUUAGUCCAAUUCCUUUUGUUGAAUUUCAACCAAAUAUAACAUAUUUUAAUAAAAAAAAUAAUGAUAAAAUUGAUGUUAAUAGAAAAGAUGGUAGAUAUGAUCAUUUAAAUUAUGAAAGUAUAUCAUUUUAUGUAAAAGAUUAUCAAAAUAUUAGAAAAUUAAGUCAAUAUGAUAUACCAAUAAUUAAUAAUGAUAAAGAUAUAGUUAAAAAUUAUAAAUUUUUACAACAAAAUCAUGAAUCAAUAUUUAACCUAUUUAUUUUAUAUAGUAAAUUGCAUCCAUUUAGAGCUGUUGAGCCAGCUUUAAAAAUAUUAUAUUCUCAUUUAAAUUGUCAAUAUUUAAAUAUUAAAAAAAAUUCAACUUGUAAUGAAAGAAAAUUACAACAACUUGGUCAACGUAGACAAUUAGCAAAUUUAAUAUUAGAUUAUCAAAAAAUAUAAAUACCAUUAUUAUAUUUGUAAAAUAUUUUAUUAAAAUUAAUUUUAGUUUAUGAUUCAUUUGCAAUAUACAAUAAUUUUAAUAGUAAUUUAUUUUUUAAAUAAAGUACUUUAUGAAUUAAUUAUUAUUAUGUAUCAACAGUAUAAAUAAAAAUUGAUACAAAACAAUAAAAUUAACAAUCAUACUUUUAU